AUGGGCAGAUCAAAAGAGGAGAGCAAAAACGAGGGCCGCUACGGAGGCAAAGAAGGUGGGAAUGAAGGUGGUGGUGGCGUCGGAGGUGGGGCCUGGAGCCGGAGGAUCAGCGGCGGAGACACCGUUCACGGAGGAGAGUGCUAUCAACAUGAGGACCAUCAAGGCAGUUGCCAGCAUCUUCAUCUUCAAGAUGGGGCUGGAUGGUGGAGUUUAUAUACAAAUGGAGGUGAAGCGCUAUUCGGGGCAGAACCAGAUCCGAAUUCCGACUCAGAAUCUAGAAAAUCUGAGGGCAGCAGAAAACGAAUGAAGAAAAAGAAUAAAACUCGAACCUCCAGUUCCAAGAGAAAACGGUCAAGAGAUAGUGAUUCCUACCCUUUGUUGUCUGAUUAUGAUGAUUUAGUGAUUCGGAGUCGGGCAGUUCACAUUACAUCGAUCUGA
Messenger RNA from Fraxinus pennsylvanica, 438 nucleotides. The record is from the annotation of a GenBank genome assembly. NCBI's taxonomy places the organism in Eukaryota, Viridiplantae, Streptophyta, Magnoliopsida, Lamiales, Oleaceae.